Juglans regia (Persian walnut) is the source of this 2319-nucleotide messenger RNA. Its product is annotated as MDIS1-interacting receptor like kinase 2-like. Lineage: Eukaryota; Viridiplantae; Streptophyta; Magnoliopsida; Fagales; Juglandaceae. The coding region runs from base 1 to 2319 and encodes 772 amino acids. The transcript has a single exon. Gene Ontology annotation, molecular function: protein binding. The record is from RefSeq and is a predicted model, not a curated record.
AUGGGAACAUUAACCAUUAAGAAAGCAUUAUCCCUUCUCAUCAACUUUGUCCUAUUUGCUCAGUUGGUUCCUUCACCGGAAGCUGCUUUUUCUUCUACUUCUUCCAAAGAAGCUACUGCUCUUCUUACAUGGAAAGACAGCCUUCAAAACGACUCCCAAUCUCACUUAUCUUCAUGGAGUCCUUCAGUUUCUUAUUCCAAUCUAAACCUAAGUGGGAAUCCAUGCAAUAAUUGGCUUGGUAUUUCAUGCAACCUUGCUGGAAGCAUCGUCAAAAUAGACCUUGGCAACUCUAGUUUACAAGGUACGCUUCACGGAUUUUCCUUCUUGUCAUUUCCAAAUCUUGCGUACAUUGAUCUUUACAUGAACGCACUUUUUGACACAAUUCCACCUCAAAUUAGCUACCUGUCAAAACUUGAAUAUCUCGAUUUGUCCUUUAAUCAGUUUUCAGGUAAAAUCCCACCAGAAAUUGGCAAGCUAACUAAUCUUAAGUUCCUCUACCUUGAAGACAAUUACCUAAAUAGCUCCAUUCCUGAAGAAAUAGGGCGCCUACACUUUCUAACUGAACUUGCUCUUUACAAAAACCAUAUAGAAGGUUCCAUUCCACCUUCUUUAGGCAAUUUGAGCAACUUGGUUAACUUGUUUCUUUAUGACAAUGAACUUUCUGGUUUCAUUCCUCCAGAAAUGGGAAACCUCUCCAAUUUGGAUAAACUUUUCCUUAGUAUUAACCACCUGACAGGUUCAAUCCCUCCCACUUUCGGAAACUUGAAAAAGCUAACCAUCUUGUCCAUGUUUGGUAAUUCACUUUCCGGUCCCAUCCCUUCAGAAAUUGGAAAUUUGAAUUCCCUAAAGGAAUUAAGUCUUCUUCAAAAUAAUCUUUCGGGCUCAAUUCCAGCAUCAUUAGGUAAUUUGGGAAAUCUUACCAUACUUCACCUGAAUAACAAUAGCCUUUCUGGAUCCAUUCCUACGGAAAUAGGAAACUUGAAGUUUAUCAAUGGUCUACAGUUGGAUGAAAACCAACUACAUGGUUCUCUUCCAACUUCAUUUGCUAAUUUGACCAAUUUGAUAAAGUUAUUCCUUAGUGACAACCAACUUACGGGACCUAUUCCUCAAGGAAUUGGAGAUCUCAUCAACUUGGAUACUCUAGAACUGGAAAAAAAUGAAUUUACUGGUAAUUUGCCUCAAAACAUUUGCCAUGGUGGAUCACUUCUAUACUUUGCUGCAAGCAACAACCGUUUGGAUGGCCAAAUUCCCAAAAGCUUCAAAAAUUGCACAAGCGUAGUCAGAGUCCUAUUAGGAGGUAACCAACUCAUUGGGGAUAUAUCUAAGGACUUUGGUGUUUAUCCAAACUUGAAGCUCAUAGAUCUAAGUCAUAAUAGAUUUUAUGGAAGGAUCUCAAGUAAUUGGGGACAAUGUCAGCAACUACAAAUCCUACUUCUGGGUAAAAACAAUAUUACUGGUAGCAUACCACACGAGAUUGGAAAUUGGACUCAACUAGGUGAACUUGAUCUUUCUUCCAAUCAUAUAGUUGGGACUAUUCCAGAAGAAUUCGGAAGGUUGAUUUCUUUAGAGCGAUUGAGGAUGAAUGGCAAUCAACUCUCUGGUGCUAUUCCUUUUGAAUUUGGAUCAUUGACAAAUCUUGAAUAUCUUGACAUGUCCGCAAACAAGCUGAGUAAGUCAAUUCCAAGUAAUUUUGGGGACUUUGUGAAAUUGAUCGACUUGAAUUUAAGCCACAACAAUUUUAGCGAAGGGAUUCCAGCCCACCUCCUAACCUUCUAUCAUAUCUCCAAAUUAGAUAUAAGUUACAACUCUUUAAAUGGAGAGAUACCAAUGGAAAUUAACAAAUUGGAGAGCUUAGUGAUCUUAAAUCUCUCCCACAAUUAUCUUUCUGGUUUCAUUCCGAAAGCAUUCGAACAAAUGCGUGGCUUGUUGUAUGCCGACAUAUCCUACAAUGAGUUGCAGGGACCCAUUCCUAAUAGCAACGCAUUUCAAGCAUUACAAGGGAACAAGCGGUUGUGUGGUAAUGUUACAGGACUACAACCAUGCAAUGCUUCCAUGAUAUACAAACAUAGCUCAAAAAAGGGACACAAAGUAGUGUUUCUUCUUGUUUUCCCGCUUUUAGGAGCAGUUUUUGUUCUACUUUCUUUCUUUGGGGUUUUUCUCUUUAUGCAAAGAAGAAAGACAGAUCUAGAAUCCAAACAAAGCAAGGCCGAGGGCCAAGUACUGUUUCUUUCAGUAUUACAAUUCAAUGGAAGAGCAUUGUAUGAUGAAAUCAUAAAAGUGACCAAUGGUUUUGAUGGUUUUGUCUUAAAGCAGAGCUAA